Molecule: messenger RNA, 534 nt
Organism: Homarus americanus (American lobster)
Lineage: Eukaryota; Metazoa; Arthropoda; Malacostraca; Decapoda; Nephropidae
Exons: 5
Coding region: 133-534 (133 amino acids)
Source: RefSeq, a predicted model, not a curated record
GUUGGCCGUGAAGCUUGUCGUACAUCUGGCAACCCUGAUCACAGACCUCAGUCACCCGGCAGCUUUGGUAGUGAUUUAUACUGUUUACAGCUACUGCUUCAUUCAUCAAGAAUCAUCUGAGUUGGAGUAAAGAUGGCCGGUCACUUGGUUCCUGUUGAUUUUAGGGUUAACCCCGCCAAGGUGUCUAACCCAGUGGAGAGGAAGACUCUGCUGCAGGAUCUACUACCCAUCAUAGAAACCUUCUCAGGCCCGUUAACUGAGACGUCGGUGUGUGAAGUACCAGGCGGGAACCACGUGGUGCUAUGCUGCUCGGACACUAUGACACUAACAGUCAAGCUCUACUUCAAUGGCCUAGUUACUGCCAAUGUUGAAUACUACACAGAUCAAGUUAAUGAGCACAAAAUUGUUAAUGAUAGGAUCUUCAUCGGUGAUUACAACAGGAAAAUAGAAGAUAACGAAUAUGCGGUUGAACGUCUGUGCAUGAGUUCGUGUGGCACGUGUCUCACUGGCUCGGACUCUCAGCCUCAGUUCUAG